UACGCGAAUCAGGAUUUUCCUGAAUAUUUACACCGCAUCCUUCUGUUUACGGCAGCAGGCAGACAGUCAAUCAACUAAUGGAGUCAUUACGAAUUUGCGUUAGGUCUUCAACUUCACAAAGUAAAUGAACAUCACUCAAACAUGGCUGAGGGCUCAGUGUCUGUGGCAGAGGUGGAAACCGCCUUCCAGAAGUUUGCAGUCCACGGUGACACCAAGGCCACGGGGAAGGAAAUGAACGGCAAGAACUUCGCUAAGCUCUGCAAAGACUGCCAUAUCACUGACGGCAAGAACGUCACCACCACAGAUGUUGACAUCGUCUUCAGCAAAGUCAAGGCAAAGUCGGCUCGUGUAGUCACAUUUGAGCAGUUCAACCAGGCCCUGAUGGAGUUAGCUCCUAAACGUUUUAAAGGCAAGAGCAAAGAGGAGGCGCUACAGCAGCUUUACGGUCUCAUUGUUGGGAAGGAGCCUGCCAACGUCGGAAUCACUAAAGCAGCAAAGGCAGCUGCAGUGGACAGACUGACCGAUACCAGCAAGUACACUGGAUCGCACAAGGAGCGGUUCGAUGACUCAGGCAAAGGAAAAGGAAAAGCUGGCCGUGAGAACAUCCCCGACACCAGUGGCUAUGUGUCUGCUUACAAGGGCAAAGGCACUUAUGAAGACAAAGUGAAAGAAGCAUAAUCCUGUUGACAGAUUAUGAAAACUUUGUUCCAUCAAUAAACUGAAUCAAUUCA
Molecule: messenger RNA, 731 nt
Organism: Thunnus maccoyii (southern bluefin tuna)
Lineage: Eukaryota; Metazoa; Chordata; Actinopteri; Scombriformes; Scombridae
Gene: tppp2
Product: tubulin polymerization-promoting protein family member 2
Exons: 5
Coding region: 142-678 (178 amino acids)
Biological process (GO): microtubule polymerization; microtubule bundle formation; positive regulation of protein polymerization
Cellular component (GO): microtubule
Molecular function (GO): tubulin binding
Source: RefSeq, a predicted model, not a curated record